Molecule: messenger RNA, 384 nt
Organism: Besnoitia besnoiti
Lineage: Eukaryota; Apicomplexa; Conoidasida; Eucoccidiorida; Sarcocystidae
Exons: 4
Coding region: 1-384 (127 amino acids)
Source: RefSeq, a predicted model, not a curated record
AUGUCCCUGGCUUCGAGGCUUAUGGCGAUGUCGCGCCCGCGGCUCGGAAUGCUGCAGCUGUGGUGCAAGGACUCCAAGUGCGCGAAGGAGAAAGUCACCUGGUCUCAGUUCUUCGACUCCGAGUACUUUUGGACAAAGGCGAAUGUGGGUCCCUUCUUCCUCGUUCUCUUCACCUCGCCCUUCUGGUACCAAGGACUGAAGACCAUGUACGCCUCCUGCCGGUACCGCAAGCUCAAUGAGAGGGAGAUCAUUUCGGACCGCUACACAUGGCUUCAUGAACGCAUGCUGGAGGACGAAGUCGAGCGCGCGCUUCUUCAGCACGUCCCCGCGGGGGGCUUCGACAAGAGCCGACCUGGACUCAUUCUGGGACCUUCUGCGCUUUGA